Messenger RNA from Stegodyphus dumicola, 11239 nucleotides. Its product is annotated as roundabout homolog 2-like. Lineage: Eukaryota; Metazoa; Arthropoda; Arachnida; Araneae; Eresidae. Gene Ontology annotation, molecular function: protein binding. The record is from RefSeq and is a predicted model, not a curated record. Gene Ontology annotation, cellular component: neuron projection.
UCUUAAAGACACAUCGCUGAACUGGAGAAGCGGUUGUUUUCCGAGAUAAAUUCGCUUUUAAAAUUAAUUCUCUUACACUCUGGCGUGAAAAUCGCGUAUAUUUAUAUACUUCAAAAGCAAUUUAAUGGCAAAAGAGGACACUGAUUUGGAAGAUGUUGGCUCUAACUGAAUGUCUAUACAUCACUGCAUCAUAAAAUGUUGUUUGAAAUAGAAAUCUCCGGGAAAAUAAUAAAUUACACGUAAACAAUUCAGGAUAGGUGAGAAAUAUGCUUAGUUCUUAGAAAUAAUUAAGUAACGUAAACGUGGCAUGGGCCUUAAAACUGAAGCUGUUUACAAGAAUUUUGUGGUACUUUGGCGGAGGUAAAAGUAAAGCAAAGGACGAGAACAGUUAUCUACAAAAAUAUGACUUGAAAAGAGAAAUGACAUUGAUUUAAUCGUAGUAUAAUCAUUAUAAUCAUUGAUUGAAACAAAACAAAACAUAUCAGAAUUCAUAUGAAAUAAUAUUUCCUUAAUAGGGAGGCAGAAAGAGUAGGAUAAAUUAUUGUGAUGAUAGUAGAUUAUACAUAAAGCAGAAAAAAGAAGCGAAAUGAAAAUGCUUGACUGUAACAGUAAUUAGGAAUUUUAGCUUACAAAUAAAAUUAUGUUGAGAAAAAGUGUGAAUUCCAUUAAUCUGGAGAUGGAGAAAGUGUGCAUUGUGACUACUAAUGAUGAAGAGAAACUAAAGUAAUAAAAAUGACGUUUAUAGUGCUAUGGUUUUGUCUGGCCUCUUUCCUUUCCGUGCAAGGUCAGCGUCCUCCUCGUAUUACAGAACAUCCCUCGGAUAUCAUCGUUCGCAAGCACGAGCCUGCAACUUUAAACUGCAAAGCAGACGGGCGCCCUGAACCUACAAUAGAAUGGUAUCGUGAAGGAAUUCGAGUAAAGAAUACUGGCAACAGGAUGGUGCUGAACAACGGCGAGCUCUUUUUUCUUCAUGUACUGCACACCAAAAGAGAACAAGACACAGGAACCUACUGGUGCCUCGCCACCAAUGAACUCGGAAAAGCCAGAAGUCGAAACGCUACUCUCGAAGUUGCUAUACUCAGAGAAGAUUUUCGGUUAAGUCCGAAGCCUGUGCAAGCAGCAAUGGGAGAAGCAGCGAUACUGGAAUGUGUUCCUCCAAAAGGCCAUCCAGACCCUACAGUACGUUGGAGGAAAGAUGGAGAGUAUGUUAACACCAACAAGGGAAGAUUCCGAAUCAUAGGUCCUGGAAAUCUGGUCAUCAAUGAUGUCCGUCAGUCAGAUGAGGGGCACUACCGCUGCGUUGCAGAGAACAUGGCUGGCUUCAGAGAAUCAGCGCCUGCAGUUAUGACUGUACAUGUGAAGCCAUUUUUUGUGCGGGAACCAGAACAUGUGACAGUCCUGGCUGAUGAAGAUGUGCAGUUCGAAUGUAAAGUUGGAGGCGAUCCUUUACCUACGAUAACAUGGCGAAGACAAGAUGGAAAAAUGCCUGUUGGAAGAGCUCAGAUUCAGGAAGAUAAAAGUUUGCUGAUUAAAGAUGUACUCUCAUCGGAUGAAGGAAUGUACAUCUGUGAAGCAGAAAAUCCUGUAGGAAUCAUAUCGGCUUCAGUAACUUUGACUGUUCAUUCUCGACCGGUUUUUCUCAAAACACCGCGCGAUCAAAGGGUCGGUUUGAACGGCAUUGCAAAAUUUGAAUGUUCUGCAACUGGAAAUCCUCCCCCAUCAGUGUUCUGGACUAAAGAAGGGAAUCAGGUUUUGAUGUUUCCCGAACGAUCAUACGGAAGGUUUUCUGUUACCCGGGAAGGCAUGUUAAUCAUUUCUGGAGUCAUGAAAGAGGACAAGGGAUAUUACAUUUGCUCCGUUUUGUCUGGUAUCGGGUCUACUAUGGCUAAAGCAUACCUUGAAGUAACAGCUGUUGGAGAUUUGCCACCUCCUAUCAUCCUUCUUGGACCAGCCAAUCAAACGUUGCCUCUGAAUACAGAAGUCCAACUGCCAUGCGAGGCUUCUGGUACUCCAACACCUACAGUUCGAUGGUUAGUGAAUUCUGGCUCGAUACCUAAUAAUCACAGAUUUAAAGUUCUCGACUCAGGAACGCUGAAAAUAGAUGCCCUACAGCACACAGAUUCAGGAAUAUAUACAUGCACAGCAUCAAGUGAAAGUGGUGAAACUUCCUGGAGUGCAUCUUUAUCGGUAGAAUCCCCGAGGAAUCCAAAUGUGAUAUUUCAUCGAGCGCCAGACCCUUCCACUUUCCCCAAGCCUCCUGGCCAACCGACAGCAACUAAUGUAACAGAAACGUCAGUGACUCUCCAUUGGCAAAGAAGUAGCAAUUUAGGUGCUUCGCCACUCAUUGGAUACCGAGUGGAAUACUACAGCAGUGACUUGCAGAGUGGUUGGGUUGUGACAGCUCAUCACGUUGCAACAGAGUCUCACGUUGUGCACAACUUGCGUCCCGACACGCAUUAUCAGUUUCUUGUCAGGGCAGAGAAUUCUCAUGGACUCAGUCUUCCUAGUCCGAGCAGCAAAGUUAUCAAAACUCAUGGUUUACCUCCCCACUUGCUUCCUGAUUACGAUUUGGAAGAAGCACGUAUGCAGCUCAACAAUAUAGCUGUCGAAUUACAAGAUAUAAGGCCUAUUAGCUCUACGGCAGUGAAAUUGUUUUGGAAGAUCCAAGGUGCUGAGGAACAUGUGGAAGGUUUUUACAUUCGCUUCCGAGAUCUCAGUUCUGGUUCACAGACUUACAGUAUGGUAACAGUAUUAAAUGGUGGUGCUUCAUCUUAUGUAUUAACGGAUCUACGCAAGUACACAAAGUACGAAUUUUUCCUCGUGCCCUUCUACAAAAGCGUCGAAGGACCACCAAGCAAUUCUCAGAGUGCCCAAACCUUAGAAGAUGUGCCUUCUGCGCCGCCAGACAAUCUGCACGUAGAAAUUCUAGGUUCAACCAGUGCUGCCAUCUAUUGGUCAUCACCGCCACCACAACACAUUAAUGGUGGAUUGAAAGGUUACUUGGUUCAAAUCUUUGAUAAUUCAUCUAGUCUCCAUUCCAACAUUACAACUAACAGCACCACUACAGCCAUAACGUUACGAAAUCUCACCGCUGGUGUACCUUACAAAGCAAAAGCAGAGGCCUUCACACAAGCUGGUGUCGGACCUGCUACAUCAUACGUCAAUAUUCUUAUUGAUCCUCAUAUGAUUGGUGGAAUGGAUAGCGGACUUUCUAGAAGAUCAUCUUCACUUCAUACAAUCGUUCAGCAGCCUUGGUUUAUAGCCGUCCUUGGCAGUUUCAUAUUUCUCUUGCUGUCCGUCUUCCUAGUGGCCGUGUUCUUUCGUAGGCGACUUGCCUGGAAGAAAGCUCUUGGAGUCCAAAUUAAUGUUCCCAUUCAUAAAACGGAUGGUAUCAGAGGCGUGAACUCUUGCGAAACGUUGUGGAUCAAUCAAACUCUCAACUCCUCGCACGCAAGCAAAGCAAACAGCUUGAGUGAAUCGAAGUUGCUAGAAAAACCAGAUUCUUCAAUGGAGCAUAACUAUUACAGUGUUUGUGCUCCAGAUUACGCAGAAGUAGAUACUCAUAGCAUGGCGACGUUUUACAAAAGAGAUCUACCGUGCGUUCUUGCACCGUAUGCAACAACUACGCUUAUAAACACUCCUAAGCAGACGACAGGAUCGGUUUAUGACAGUAAAAGCAGCAGUUCUGAGUUAAGCAAAAAGUCUGAAAAACUCCAUGAUUUGAAUUCUAGACUAGCAGAAGAUGAAGCGUUUGAUCAUUUUAUGAAUAAAGGACAAGCCUGCCCUUCGGUGAAUUAUUCAAAUGAAGAUUACGGAUAUCAAGGUAGACAAAUGAAGAACAAAUUCAUGCCGGGUACAUCCAAGGCACCGGUUGUCAACUGGACAGAUAUCAUACCACCGCCUCCAGAACAUCCGCCGACAGAAAUGACAACGCUACCAAGUGUACCCAUUAACAGUAGGAAUUUGUCUCCUGUCAAAUGUGCAUAUCAGGCGCAGAGUUACCAAGGCAACUUCAGCUCAAAGCCUACGAAUACAACCUCUCCCUGGAGUACACUUGGACGAAAUAUUGAUAAUGAGACCACGAAUGCCACUGGAAUGUUUGGUCUGAAAGGACAUCAAGGACUGAUGCCUCAGCGUACUCUACCACAAGGUGCUGGAAUCGACAGGAUAUUCCAGGGUUCUUUGACAUCUUUAAGGAGCGAACAGUUUCCAGGCCUCAACAGAAGAAUCAGCCAAAAUGGAAUGGUCGGCGCUGCGGGCUUUCCGUUUCCAUUUCUUUUGAAAUCGAGCACAAGUGGUGGUGAUGUUCAACAAAUCUACUCAGGAAUAGCUGCACUUCAAGAGCCGGGAAAUCCCACGAAUGCAGGAGAGGACAUAGAGCUGAAUAACUUGUACUCCAAUCGAAUAAGUAUAACGGAUCAGAGUUCUAGCAUAGGAGGCAAUGGAUCGGCUUCUGAAGAAAAUCACAACGUUCGAGGAUGCACAAAUGAGUACAGCAACAAUUUCUUCAUUGCAGAGUACAACGCUGGUAGAGCUCAAACUACGCUGAGAAAUCGUUGUUCAAGACCUCCUAGUUCGUACAGCAAUGACGGAAACAGUGGCACUGUUCCAUCAAGAAACUGUCAAUUGAAGCAAAAAUGGAAAGAACCAGAAAACAAUGAAAAGCAAAAUGAUGAUAUCCCUUCAUAUAAUAAGCCUUCAUUUCCGUCUUGUUCGAGCAGCAGUACUUCGCAAGGUAGGAGGAGGAGAGAGAAAGGAGUUAUCAAUGAGAUAUCACCGCUUAAGAAUUUCGCCACUCUCUCAGAAAAGUACGGUGAAGCACCUGCAGGGACUGAGAAAUCCGAAAACAAAGAGCAAACCGAUGAGAAGAGGUGAAGAAGGUGUUGUUUUAUGAAAUGGAUUUGUUACUUCAUGAAGGAUGCAAGGAUGUGGGGAAACCGCUGCCUGUCCUAGUCUUAUUCGUUUAAUAUAUGGUUUGUUGUGAUUUUGUGUCGUCUUUCGCUGCCGUCUACAGAAAAGUAGUUCGAGCAACUCCUGUCACCUCAGUGCUCCCCCCCCCGGCUCACAGUGGUUAAGAAAAAAAUAAGUAAAUAACAUAUCCAGACUAUACCUAGUCAGAAAUUUCGCGAUUAUUCCGAAUACGAAACUUAUGUCAUUUGACAGGAUUACCCGAUACGUUUCGAUUGACCUCCUACGUAAUUGUGGUUUUACAAACUGUUGAAGAAUAUUAACAAAACUAUUAUACUGUUGAAAAUUUAGCACAAGUUCAUCAGGUUGUAAAAUCUAAUAAAGGUAAUGAAUGAUUGCUUGAUUACUUAAUUUUCUGUUAUAAUAUUAACUUUACAAAAUUGUAUUGCAGAACGUAAUACUACUAUAAAAUUUUGUUUUCACAAUCGCUUAAUUCUAAAAGUUAAAACGAUUGUCACAGCACAAGUUGUGAAGGUAUAUAUUUAUUAAAGAUAACCAUAUGCAAAUUUUGAGAUGUGAUAUUAAAUUUUUAGCUUAAAAUUAAAAUAGGUAAUUCAAACUAAUAAACGUUAACAUUAACGCCAAUCUCAGUUUAAUUUAACCUAAUUUUAAUGUUAAUUUUACAUUCGUCUUAUGAACUGUGUUACACGAUUUAUUUUUUUUUAACUUUUUCUUUUAAUUUAAUUUUUUGUAACAACUUAGAUUUUUACUCUGUAACAAAAAUCGUAGUUACUGCCUAAACAUAGCAGUUUUAUCGAAAACUAAUUAGUUUGGUUUAAUUUAUUUACUUUUAUCAUGCAAUCCAUGAAGAAAUUUAAUAGGAUGUAUAACGAAACAGCAAAUAAUAGCAUGUUAUCAACAAGUUAUUGUUUUUCCGUGUAUCCGUAAUUAUUGGUUUUAUAAAACUUCACAAAUUUUAUUCAACGUUCUUUUAUUAUUAAAAUUAUUAGGCUAUAUUAAAUGUAUAUCAUUGAUGAAACGCAUUCAUGCCAACGUAGAAAUCAGUUGUUGCUUAAAAUAAUAAUAUCCCUAUUAUCAACAAAUUUCUUGUUCUGAAAUCUGUUUAAGAAGUUCUGUGAUCAUAUUCACAUAAAUUAUAAUUUCUGAAUGUCUUUGGAAGAAAUAACUCCCAAAUUUCGCAGAAUUAUAAAGCCAAAAAUCGUUGAAUACUGUGUUGUGAGUUAGCAUCGAAUAAGUAAGAUUAAUUUGUGGCUGUAGCUAAGUUGUCUCUUCUGAGUAUUCUCAUUAACACAAUGCUACGAAGGCAAUAUUCUAAUGUCCUUAUAAUGUUCGGAAUAAAAACUUUGACUAAAAAUAUACGAACACUAACUAAUUACAAUUAAAUCUCUGUUUUCAAAUAAAAUACAUUCGUACAAAUUAUCUAAAAUGAUGAUACAGUAUUAAUCAAUGAAACGGUAUUGUCAGUUCACAUAUAUUUCAAAUUCUACAAUUUUCAAAAACAAUUUUAUAUAGCUUUCAACUAAUUCUUUUCAGUAAAUUGUUAUCAAAUAAAGAUACAUUAUUUUAUAAAAACGUAUCUUCUCUAAUAAUAAUGAAUAUUGGAUUAAUUUUUAUUGGAAUAUUGUUUCUUUUUUCAAAAGUAAUGUCAAAAAAAAUUUUUAGAGUCAUUGUUUGACAUUCAAAUUUUCUUCCAUUUUGUUUUCAUGAAAGUUUUAAAAAGAUUGUAACCUUAAAUCUACUUCACAUAUUACUUAGAAAGACUUUUAUCAAUAGAUAUUGGCAUUUUGUUAUGACAUAGAGUUUCAUUUUUAUUUAAACCAGAGUUAAAUAUGUAUCUAUUAUCUGUAUUUGUCAUAAUUGGCACAAAGAAUAGGAAUGUUUAAUGGUAUUAUGUUUGUGGGAGUAAUGCUAGAAGAACUGUACAGAUUAUUAUAAAAGUUUAUAUUCUAGUCAUCGGGUAAUCCUGUUAACUAAAAGCAUUGGAGAGCAGAUUCUGAACAUCGUACAAAUAAAAUUUCUGUGCAUGCUUUUCUUCGAUGUGUAGCUUUAGACGAAAUACGAAAUGGUGAAAAACAGCAGAAGUGUUUGCAAAUUGUUAGGCACAUAUUACUUGAGGAAUUUCGCAGUUUAACUGCCAUCAUUAACACAAUUUUUGUAUUCUUUAUUUUUUUUUUAAAUUUCAAUACUGUACAAUUCCUAAUUAUAUCAUACAGUUUUAUGUAGAUAUGCUUAUUUAAAAUGUAUUAAAACUAAUUGCCAAUUAAAAUAAAUUAUGUCGAGGAAAUUUUACUAGUUAUUAGUUUAUGUCCAUUUCAUCUAAUACAUUUCCGAAAGAAUUUAUUUGCAUUAUUAUGCAUAGCGGAUUGUCUCAAAUAUCUAAAUCAGAAAAUGCAUAGUAAUUUGUAAAUAAUACUUUUUGGCAAUGCAUCUUUUUUUGCUUUCUUAAAAUUAGCUUAGUUCGUGAAAACUUUAACAAGGCAAGGUUCUUUAUUUCAAAGCUAAAGGUCUGAUAUUGAAAUAAUGAAUGAACUAAGCGUGAUCGUACUAAACCAUUUACCUAUUAUGCACAUGAAGUGUUGCGGGAUCUUUUGAUCAAAUAAAUGCAUUGAUUUACAAGAACAUACUAUUAACUCUCCAUUCUGUAUUACAUUGCAACAUCUGAUGUUUAAAAGAAUCAAUUUUGCAAAUACUUCUUGCAGGGUCCUAACCUAAGAUAUUUGCUGCUCUCCAUUUCUGUAUCUCAUUGUUCUAGUCUCCUAUCGCGAAGAGCGCCGUACUUACUCUAAAGCAAUAGAAAUGUUUUCUUUUAUAGUGCUUUUGAAUGCUGAGAAUACAGACUAAAAGAUCUAAUGCUGAAGGAUUAAAAUUUUUACGCCAUUUUAUGCUAAGUCAACUGAUAAAUUUACCUUUUUCAAAAGGCAGACCAUUCGGAAUAUCUUAUUAUUUUAACUGGAUAAUAAAGAAUAAACACAGAACCUAAUAGCAAUUUAUAAUACUGACAAGUAGUAAAGCAAAGCUAAAUAGUAAAAUUUUGUAUAAAUCACUAAAAUUUGGUUUUGAGAAUGUUAAAAAAAAUCAAUUUCUACGAAAGUAUUGAAAUAAACUAAAUUCGUCAUAAAUGAUAACAGAUUACAUAAAUGAUUUCAACUAAAAAGGGAAAUUAAAAGACUUAAUAAAUGUUUUAAAAAGUUUCAGUAAUUCAAUAUCAAUGUACCGAUUUGAUUAUUCAGCAUUAUGAACAUCUUUGUGACUAAUUCUUGGCUUUUUGUUUUCCAUGUUUUCCUGUCUGAGUCUCGCAUUGUUUUUGAGGAUUUCUUAAAAAUUAUACUUAUGCAAGUUUUUAAACCUGAAUAAAACUUUCAUUGUUAUGGAUUUAAUUUAGAGAAAGGAAACUUUAUAAUUACUUUAUUAAAGGAAACUUAUUUUGGCAUUCAGCAAUGAUAUUAACAGCUAUUUAAUAUACAUAUAUAUAUAUAUACAUAUAAAUUAAACAUAACGCAUCGAAAAUUAAAUUUAAUUUAAAUCAAAACAAGGCAAUAAUAUUAAUAACUGCAACCGUGGAAAAAAUGUCUAACAUUGUAUAUAUAUAUAGAUAUCUAUAUAUAAUACUUUCAGAGCAAAUUUUCGUUCUUUUUUCCUUCAAUAUAUACUAUUCUUUACCUGUACUACUGCUCGGCAUUUUUCAUGGUCAUUGUUGAAUUCUAAUUUAGGAUAUACUUAUUAGACUAUAUACUUGAAUAUAACAUUUUAGGUAUCCAUUUAUGAUAUUCUGAUAUUUAUUUUGAAACUUUCCACCAGUAUUUGUUUUAAUAAUAUAAUAACUAAAUGCUACUUGAGAAAAAUAUAUUCACUUGAAGUCAGUAUUAAAAACUGAGUACUGUUCAAGUGAAGCACAUAAGAUAGUGCAAACAGUCCAUUUCAUUGUUACAGCCCAUUUCAUUGUAACCAAAUACUUUAACUGCACGCGGUUGAUUACUGUUUUUGUAAAGUACGUAAUAAAGUAAUAAAAAUUUGAAAAUGUAUUCAAUUAUUAAAAGAGUUAAAACUGCUAUCAAUAAUACAUUAAAAAUUACUUUUGGUAUAUUAGUCCAUGAUAAAUCAUAAUAAAUAGGUAGGUUAGUACUCGUACAAUUUGGAAUUCUGCAUUUCGAAAUAAAAUUUUAGUAUUCCGCUAUAUCGUUUGACAAUUAAAUAUUCAGGACGGAGAAUUAUAAAAUUAAAUCAUUAUAAUUUAGAACAAUAAAAGAACAUCAUUUUGUGAACGUUCCGAAAUAACUACGAAAACGUUUGUAAUAAUUUUAGGACAAAUCACCACAAUUUCUCUUUCGCUGAUAUGUUAUACGACUGAAAAUGAAUUUGAUUGACUGAAAAAAGCCUUACCAUGCAUCAGAUGUUUUCUCCACUUUUUGCAUCAUUUUACAAAAAGAUUUAAUUUUUAACUUUAACUGUGUUUAAGUGUAGUUAUCAGUACAAUCGAAAACAAUGUUUUAGACUCAUACAAGAAGAAUUUUUGUACUUACGUUCUUCGGCAAAAGGUUUCCUACAAAUCUCGUUAUCAUUAUAUUUAAAAAUUUUGAAAUCUUUUUACAUAUGCUUAUAUUCAACGCUCAAUUUGUUAGAUGCUAAUAAUUAAAUUAUCACUUCUUGUUAAUAUAUUUUGCUUAUUAACUUUGGAAUUCGUAAGCAAAUUUUUAAUAGAACAGCAAAUGAAUUUAUGACUCAAUCAAUUUUUUUUUAAUCUCAAAAAUUUUUUUUUAUUUAUAUAUAUUUAACAGGACAUUAUUAGAAUGAAAUUUAACAGACUAUAUGAUCGCAAUAUUAAUGAUCAUAUUAUUUUACGAUUCUUAGUUUAAAUUCCUCCCACAAUACAUUUCACAGCUUAUAUAACAAAAAUAUUAAUGAUCUUAUUAUUAUAAGAUUCUAUGUUUAAAUUAAUAUCUUUCACAAUUCUUUUUUGUAAAGUUCUUUAAAAUACGUUUUCAGUUUGCUAAAUCCUGAUUAUUCAAUUUUUUUUAUUUCGUCAAAUUUUACAUCUAAAUACUUUUGUGUGAUUAUAAAAUUUCUUAAAUUAGAAAAUCUAUAGGAACAAAAGGAUUUAGUAAUACGAAACAUAUUGUUGCUUAAAAAGUACUCAGAUAAAAUUUAAAAUUUAGCUUUAACUAAAUUACAAAUAUAUUUAUUUUACCUUUGAGCUCAAUAACUGUCUGUAAUACUUUUUACAAUAUAAUUAAAUAAUAUUCCUAAUGUUUUACGCGUAAUUAUUACGAAUGAAUGCCUUUAAUGGUGUUACUAUGAAAAUUAAAUUUUAAUUUAUGUCAGUCAUUAAAAUAAAAUUUAAUCUAUGCAUUUCACCAAAGUUUUCAAAAAAGUUUUUUGUGAAAACGACUGCAUUUUAUGGUAUAAUUAAAUUUAAAUUAAUCACAUCAUAAAAUGCAGUCAACAAUUUCAAUUUUCAUUAAUAUGCAUUAUCAUUCUUCCUGUCUGUCGAAAAUCUACGACAUUUCAGAAUAGUGGAAGAGGGUGAAGACUAUGCAUUUUGGUAAAAAGAUUUGUAGUUUGAAACCUUAGGCCUCCAUAUUUAAUGUAAAUGUGGAAUGUUAUGCGGCUCUCUAUUAUUCUCAUAAUUUACAACUUCUUAUCCAGAGUGCAAUUUAAAAUUUAUUUUGCAUUGCUGCGUUGAAUUUGUGCACAUAGUUCUGAUCAUAUAUUUCGCAAAUAUUUUCUUGACAUAUUUGAAAUUCCCAAUUAUAAAAUUUAAAUGAACAGUUGCAGAAUUUCUGCAAUUUGUUUUGGAUUAAAUUGCUUCAGUCUGCAUAUUUAAAUUUGACAUAUCGAAAUUUUGCUUUAUUUAACCCACAGCACACUGGAAGGAAGUAAUGUUUCUUUCAUUAUAUGCCUUCAAAUUUUUGUGUACUUCAGUUUUCAUAAUAUAGACAACCAAACUAUGUUUACUUCAUCAGAAAAGCAUUAGAAACGGGGGUUGCAGAAGUGAAGAUAGAUCUGUGCCCGUAAAUUAUUUUAAUUUAUUUUAUACUGUCAGCACUGCGUUGCUACAAUUUACUACUUUCUUCGUGCGACAUAUCAGCGUACGGAUCAAACUAUGCAAUUGUAAAUCUCGGGUGAGCUGCAGAUACCAAAUUUUUGCUUUUGCGACUCUUCGUUCAGAUAAUGCUUAGAGAGCCGCAGAAUUUAUUACAAGUCCUUUUUACUUGUUUAUUUUUCAACUGCUCUUUUUUGUAAAUAUGUACAUGAGAGAAAUUAUUUUUAUACCUGUGUAAAAUGAAUGACAAUAAACUCAGUGUAUCAUAUA